Messenger RNA from Parnassius mnemosyne (clouded apollo), 957 nucleotides. Lineage: Eukaryota; Metazoa; Arthropoda; Insecta; Lepidoptera; Papilionidae. The record is from the annotation of a GenBank genome assembly.
AUGCGAUAUCUGUGUUUCUCUAUAUUGUUUUUAUUAAUAUCCGGUUCCGACCUUUUGCCGGUAGAUGAUAAGGAUAUAGAUAUUUUGAAUCCAGAUGAUUUAGAUCUCAAUAGCAUAGACGGAGGAGACGACGGUAUAGAUUUAUCUAGCUUAGGUCCAGAUGCUUAUGGAUCACCUAAUAAUGACAGCGGUGAUGCUCUAGCAACAUGGAGUGAGUCAUCAUUAAUGAAUCCUGAAGAAAUGGGAAGUUAUGGACAGGGAGACAUUUUAAUGCCUUCAAUCCGGACCCGCAAUGGAAUGAAAGACCAAACCUCUCGCUGGCCUAACGGCAUAAUUCCGUACGAAAUUCGGGGACAUUUCAACCAGGAUCAAAGAGAUAUGAUUAUGAAAGCCAUUGCUGACUACCAUCGCCUGACAUGCCUGCGCUUCGUGCCCUACAAUGGACAAUCGGACUACAUUACCAUAACAAGCACAAACACUGGUUGUUGGUCUAGUGUUGGACGGACAGGCGGCCGUCAAGAAGUUAACCUGCAGAUUCCUGGCUGCGUUUCCAAGAAAGGCACAGUGCUGCACGAACUCCUUCACGCGGUUGGUUUCACACACGAGCAGAGCCGAUAUGAGCGGGACAACUAUGUCACAAUUAAUUAUAAUAACGUUAAACCAGGUACAGAGAACAACUUCAAGAAGGCAGAUAGCGAAUACACUAGCGGCUUUGGAGUGUCGUACGACUACAACAGUGUGAUGCAUUAUUCAGAGUAUGCCUUUUCCAAAAACUCAAAGAAAACUAUUGAACCCAAGGUUGGAGGUGUAAAACUAGGACAAAGAGAAGGACUCAGCCGAGGAGACGUGAGGAAGGUCAACAAUAUGUACAAUUGUAAAAAACAGGAACCUCAAUCCGGUUGGCUGUCUGGAGUAUGGCAGAACUACUUCGGAGAUGGAGGCAAAAAGUCUUCGUAA